Messenger RNA from Striga asiatica, 1005 nucleotides. Lineage: Eukaryota; Viridiplantae; Streptophyta; Magnoliopsida; Lamiales; Orobanchaceae. The record is from the annotation of a GenBank genome assembly.
AUGAGGCCAGUACCAGCAUCACCAGCACCACACCACUUGAGACUACUUGCCUCCUCCUCAGUUAUAGCUUCACCAUCUCAGCUUUUUUUGGCCUCCUCCUAUCAUCAGUCCUGCAAAACAAAUCAAGUAUUUUUUUCACACAAAUGGACCUUAUCAAGAAAACCAUACCUGAGAAAAAUAUUUGCCACACGCAACUCAAGCCAACAUAACAGGUCUCAUAUGUGCCUCCCUGACUGCCUGCCGAAGCUCGUGCUACCCCACUCUCGACCUCAAAUCCUCAGUCGACUAUCGUGCCACAUCAGCAUCAGCCAUCAGCUUGGCGUGCUGAAUGUGCUGCUGACUCAGGUGCUCCCUCAUGUCGCUAACCUGAGCAUCAUCAACCUCCGACUUCACGGCCAUUUAGCGUCUCGUGUUUCAUCCUCACUUCUUUCAAAUGUGGUGGUGCUGGUACUGGCCUCAUGGUCCUUAACCUGGUCCCAGGCUUGGGCCCACUUGGCUUUGGCCUUUUCUUGGGCCUGGGCAUGGGCCUUGGCAUGGGCCUUGGCCUGGGCCUUUGGCCUUCUCUUGGGCCAGCUUAGCAGCCUCCUUGGCUCAUUUAGCCUCCUGCCUACUCUUUUCCCUGAAUGCCUUUGUGCAGUCCUUCCUGUGGGCUUGAAUUGCUUCAUCCUGAGAAAAAUAUUUGCCACACGCAACUCAAGCCAACAUAACAGGUCUCAUAUGUGCCCCCCUGACUGCCUGCCGAAGCUCGUGGUACCCCGUGCAGUACUUCCUCCUUUCUGCCGACCUCCCUCCCUCAUAGCUACCCCACUCUCGACCUCAAAUCCUCAGUCGACUAUCGUGCCACAUCAACAUCAGCCAUCAGCUUGGCGUGCUGAAUGUGCUGCUGACUCAGGUGCUCCCUCAUGUUGCCAACCUGAGCAUCAUCAACCUCCGACUUCACAGCCAUUUAGCGUCUCGUGUUUCAUCCUUCCAGUACUAAUCUCGUUCUUCAUUACUUUGAUCUGA